Messenger RNA from Cucumis sativus (cucumber), 351 nucleotides. RefSeq names its product cinnamoyl-CoA reductase 1-like. The record is from RefSeq and is a predicted model, not a curated record. The transcript has 2 exons. Lineage: Eukaryota; Viridiplantae; Streptophyta; Magnoliopsida; Cucurbitales; Cucurbitaceae. Bases 1 to 351 code for a protein of 116 amino acids.
AUGGAUUAUGCAGGAGCACAAACUUUUCCAAAUUCCACAUUUGGAUGGACUAAUGUCAAAGAUGUUGUUAAUGCACACAUUAGAAUUCGAGCUUAUGAGGUUCCAUCAACCAAUGGAAGAUACUGUCUAGUUGAAAGUGUUAUCACUAUUCAAGAAUUGUCAAGUUAUUGCAUGAUCUCUACCCUUCUCUUCAACUUCCUGACAAGUGUGGCCGAUGACAAACCGUUUACACCCGUGUAUCAGGUGUCAGUCGAGAAAGCAAAGAACUUAGGCAUUCAAUUCAUUCCCCUUGCAGAAAACCUGAAGGAAACUGUUGAGAGCUUGAAGGAAAAGAAUUUUAUCAACUUCUAA